Messenger RNA from Scomber scombrus (Atlantic mackerel), 2963 nucleotides. RefSeq names its product RNA binding motif protein 28 (gene rbm28). The transcript is spliced from 20 exons. NCBI's taxonomy places the organism in Eukaryota, Metazoa, Chordata, Actinopteri, Scombriformes, Scombridae. Gene Ontology annotation, molecular function: RNA binding. The record is from RefSeq and is a predicted model, not a curated record. The coding region runs from base 217 to 2583 and encodes 788 amino acids.
GAUGGCUGUCCACGUUUAUAAACAUGCUUGAUAGCCGUCGUUGGAGUGAAACAACUUUAAAGCAUCAUUUCAUUUCACCGAUUCGCUUAACAUUUGAUAUUUAGAGAGUUGCUUUCAGUGUUGAACUACUGACAGUGUAGAGAGCAUUGUGCGGCUUGUUAUCGAGCCACACAUCGUUACAUUAACAAGCUACGGUUAGCCUGGCAGCGGAGAGCCAUGCCAGCACAGACCCUGUUCGUCGGUUCUCUUCCAGCUUCGGCUACAAAUGAACGACUUGAAGAGAUAUUCUCUGAGAUUGGCCCUUUAAAGCAAUGCUUCGUGGUCAGAGAGAAAGGCACAGAAAAAUGUCGGGGAUUUGGCUACGUCACAUACUCCAUGGAGGAAGAUGCCCAGCGAGCUAUGAAAGAAGUAAAAGAAUACGACGGAAAGAAGCUUUCUGUGACAGUGGCAAAGAAGAAAAUAAAAGACAAAAAGAAGCCAGCACGGAAAGAGCCAGAGCCAGAGCCAGCAUCAGAAUCAACAUCAGCGCCGCCACCAGCACCAGUACCAGCACCAGCACCAGCACCAAGUGGAAGUGAGCAGAAAUCCAAAGGCCUCAGGAAAAACUGUCUGAGAGCAAGACUCAUCAUAAGGAAUCUCAGUUUUAAGUGCUCAGAGGAAGAUCUGAAGCAGGUUUUUGCCAAGUUUGGAACAGUUCUUGAGUCCAAAAUCCCCCUCAAACCUGAUGGUAAGAUGCGCGGAUUUGCGUUUGUCCAAUUGAAAAAUGUGGCUGAGGCAGCAAGAGCGCUUAAAGCCAUGAACCUGAAGGAGAUCAAAGGUCGGCAGGUAGCAGUUGACUGGGCUGUACCAAAGGAUAAGUUUGUUGCCAUGAAUCUAACUGCCAGUACAGGAAAUAAGAAGACAGAGGAAGCAGCUGCAAAACAGUCAGACACAAAGAGCAACUCUGAAGAUGAGGAUGAAGAAAAGAACCAAGCAGCUCCUGAGAAGAAGGUCAGUUCAAAAGCAGCUGUGAAGCAGGCAGAGGAAUCACAAUCAGAUGAUGAAGAAGAACAAGACAGUGAGGAGGAGGAGGAGGAUGAUGACGAUGAUGAUGCGUCCCAGGAGGGAGGAGACGAUGACGACAAGAGUAGCCUUGGUUCACAUAAUGAUCAAGACGAUAGUGAGGAUGAAGAUGAGGAGGAUGAUGAUGAUGAUGAUGAUGAUGAUGAUGAUGAAGAAGAUGAAUCAGCUAAAAAGAAAGCCUCAAGGAAACUUCUCCCUUCAGACGUGAACGAGGGCAGAACACUUUUCAUCAGGAAUCUGUCCUUUGAUACGGAGGAAGAAGGCCUUGAGGAAGUUCUUCUACGGUAUGGAGAACUUAACUACGUAAAGAUUGUUGUCCACCCUGAUACAGAACAUUCAAAAGGUUGUGCAUUUGCUCAGUUUAAGACAAAAGAGGCCGCAGACAAAUGCAUGGCUGCAGCGCAGGAUGAAGCAGAGAACGGAGGCAUCCGUGUAGAUGGUAGAAAGCUGUUGAUUGCGGUGGCAGUGACCAGAGAGGAUGCUGCUAAGCUGAAGGACAACAAAGUGAAAGUAGAAACGGGCACCAGGAACAUUUACCUGGCCAGAGAGGGAUUGAUCCGUGCUGGGACAAAAUCUGCAGAGGGUGUGUCUGAAGCAGACAUGAUGAAGAGAACCAGAUUUGAAGAAGUAAAAAGGGCAAAGCUUCGGGACAUUAAAGUUUUUGUGUCUAAGACUCGUCUGUGUGUCCAUAACCUGCCCAAGUCAGUGGACAAUAAAAAGCUCAAAGCGCUCUGCCUUCAAGCUGUAAAAGGAGGCAAGGGAGUCCGCAUCACAGAGUGUAGGGUCAUGUAUGACAAGAAGCCAGAGAGAGGUCAAGUGAUGGGACAAUCACUUGGUUAUGGCUUUGUCCAGUUCCAGGACCACGAACAUGCUCUCAGUACGCUUCGUUACCUCAACAACAACCCCGACAUCUUUAGCUCACACAAGAGACCUAUUGUUGAGUUCUCCCUGGAGGACACUAGGAAACUCAAAAUAAAAGAAAUGCGACAUCAAAAAAACAAGGAGUUUUUAAGAAGACCGCCUCUAAAAGGUGGACCGAAACCUCAGUCCCAGACAUCCGGAGAUGGAAAAGGAUCUAACAAAAGUGGAAAUAAAACACAAUUGUCAACACAGCUGACAGGAGAGCGAGCUCCUCAUCAAAACCAGAGGCAAAAGAGACAUGCCGGCUUCCAGACCAAACCUGAGGUGGAGCACGUAGAUUUGGAGAAUGGAAAGAAAAGGAAGAAAAUUCUACCUUUCCCCUCACACAAAGGACCUAAGAUCAGAAUGCGUGAUAAAGGAAAACAGCAGCCCCCACCUCCCAAGAAAGCACGGCCUGGAUCCAGCAGGAGGGAGCGUCAAAAACAGCAGAUGGAAAAACCUACACAACCCAGAAACCAGAAGGUCAAACCAGCAAAGAAGCAUUUCAGGAGCAGGGACGGGGACCGUUUUGACAAGCUGGUGGAGCAGUACAAGAAGAAACUGACUGGUAACAGUAACACGAACAAUGCCAUCAAAAGAAACAAGUGGUUUGAUAGUUAAUUCUAGGGGCUACAACAGCUCCAACAGCAACAACAGCUACAACAGCAACAACAGCAGAGGUUUUCUAUAUUUGACAUCCUGAAGUUUUAGAAUUAAUUCAGUGAUUGUUAUGAUUUAGUUUGGUGGCAUAUUGUACAGUAUAUGAUUCCCAUGUGCUAACCUGUACUGCCAGUUAUCGUCCUUCAUCCUGUUUUAUAUUGUGUGAUUUGCUCUCAAUAUGCCACAUUGUGUUGUUUCUGUUUUAUCUGUUUUUCCUCCCUCACUGGAGCACAGUGUAAUGUAAGGGUCACUGUUUCAUGUAAAUGGAUUUUUAUGAAAAUAUAUUAAAACAUCUCAAUUUGUGUUUUAUUGUUAAACUAUCCAUUUUGUAUUAAAUCUGA